Cyprinus carpio (common carp) is the source of this 1336-nucleotide messenger RNA. Its product is annotated as collagen alpha-1(XXI) chain-like. The transcript has 9 exons. NCBI's taxonomy places the organism in Eukaryota, Metazoa, Chordata, Actinopteri, Cypriniformes, Cyprinidae. The record is from RefSeq and is a predicted model, not a curated record. Bases 123 to 629 code for a protein of 168 amino acids.
UACUUGACCGAAAGGACAGAGAGGAGAGAGAGUAAGUUUAGUCAUCGACAAGCAUUUGAUAUGUUGUAUGGUGGUUUUAUUUUACUUUAUUUUUUAAAUCAAGUUGACCUACUUUUUUCUUCAUGAAGGGCGAGCCAGGAUAUGUUAUGGGAGGUAUGGAGGUUCUUCCAGGACGUAAAGGAGAACCUGGAUCCUCUUGCUUGAUUAAAAGGGUCCCCCAGGUGCUCCAGGGGUAUCUGGACCUCCAGGACUCCCAGGUUUGCCUGGGCCUCCAGGCUCUCCUGGACUCUCUAUUAAGGGCGAGACUGGAGAAUCUGGUUCGAAAGGACCACGUGGAAAACCAGGACCCAAAGGAGAAAAGGGGGAGCAUGGAAGGUCUACCAGGUUUACCAGGACAAGUGGGGGUAGAUGAACUUCCAGGACUUCCUGGUCAGAAGGGGGAGAAGGGAGAGGAAGGUAUCGGAAUUCAGGGUGUUCAAGGUCCACCUGGGCCAAAAGGAGAAAAGGGUAAUAAAGGACUACAAGGCCCAAUGGUAAGUGUGUUGUAUUUAAAAUCAAUGCAGCAGAGUAAAAGACUGUUGUCUUGUGCAAUAUGUAAUUUGCAGUUUCCAUAUUCAUCCAAACGGUGAAGCAGGAAACCAAGGAGUCCAAGGGAUCACAGGCCCUCGGGGGAAAAAGGGUUUUAAAGGAGAUCAAGGAGACAAGGGUGAACAUGGGGAAAUUGGGCCUAUCGGGCCUCCGGGAGUUGCAUUAAGUCCAUAACUUUUACCUGUUCACUUCCCUGAAAAAUAUAAAUAGCUGCUGUUGGAAAAGGUCAGAUGUGUGAUGAACCAGUUAAUGGAUUUAAAUCACUGCACUGCACAAAUGCUUUGUUAAAAAGUCAAAUCCUUAUUAGUUUGUUCGCUCUUCAAACUUUUCCACUCUGUAUGGUGCUGUCAAAAUUCUAUCAAGGGCAAGGAUGAGCUGUAGAUCUCUGGGGAAACUGAAAGUCGAUUAAGAAAAAGUAAAAACACCUCCUCGCUGCUCUUUGGCCAGUGAUGGACUCCAAAAUACACGUCAUAGCUAAGGAUCUAUUAUCGACCCGAUUAAAAAGAGAAAGAUUUGAAUGGUGUUUCCACCUAAUUGUGAGACGGCAAGAGAAUUACACACAUGAAACAUUAAGAAAUACUAUAUUAUAUCCUUCAUAUGCAACCUUGUCACUGUGUGUCCCUCUCUGGCCAUUCAGAUUUUCAGUUAGUUUCAAAUUAAACUUCUGCAGUCAUUAUUAAACCCAAGGCUUCAGAGAGGAGAUCAAGGACACUCUCCAACGAUUCGACUCCUCAUUAUCCCUCGGUUC